AUGAAUCCUUACUAUCCAUUGAUCUUUAGAAUAUCUCUUGUGGUUCCCAAUAGCGGUCAAUUCCAAUACAUUAUUCGUUUGCUUAACACCAACAUUGAUGGUAAGCGCAAGAUUAUGUACGCUCUGACUUCGAUCAAAGGUAUUGGCCGUCGUUAUGCCAACUUGGUUCUUAAAAAGGCAGAUAUUGAUCUCAACAAGAGAGCUGGUGAGGUUACAAACGACGAGCUUGAGCGUGUCGUUACUAUUAUGCAGAACCCCCGUCAAUACAAGAUUCCUGACUGGUUCCUUAACAGACAAAAGGACAUCAAGGAUGGUAAAUACACCCAGGUUAUUGCAAACGCCCUUGACAACAAGCUUCGUGAGGAUCUUGAACGUCUCAAGAAGAUCCGUGCUCAUCGUGGUCUCCGUCACUACUGGGGGGUUCGUGUUCGUGGUCAGCACACCAAGACCACUGGCCGUCGUGGACGCACAGUCGGUGUUUCCAAGAAGAAGGGCUAAAAUCGUUGAUCAGUCUAGCAAGGCUUUUCAAUUGUGUUCCAUAAAGCUUGGUACUUUGGCUUUGCAAUUUCAAUGAAUCAAGUUUACUUUUCUUAAACA
Molecule: messenger RNA, 597 nt
Organism: Batrachochytrium dendrobatidis JAM81
Lineage: Eukaryota; Fungi; Chytridiomycota; Chytridiomycetes; Rhizophydiales
Exons: 4
Coding region: 1-498 (165 amino acids)
Biological process (GO): translation
Cellular component (GO): small ribosomal subunit; cytosol; ribosome
Molecular function (GO): structural constituent of ribosome; RNA binding
Source: RefSeq, a predicted model, not a curated record